Saccostrea cuccullata (small rock oyster) is the source of this 3258-nucleotide messenger RNA. RefSeq names its product prominin-1-like. Lineage: Eukaryota; Metazoa; Mollusca; Bivalvia; Ostreida; Ostreidae. The coding region runs from base 25 to 1062 and encodes 345 amino acids. Gene Ontology annotation, cellular component: membrane. The transcript has 11 exons. The record is from RefSeq and is a predicted model, not a curated record.
UUCUUUUCAAUAUUACAGAAUGUAAUGGAUGAAAUUGACAAGUUUAUGAAUGGUGGAAUCACCAAUAUACCAAAUGUUACUAUCUUAACACCAGAACUUAAAAAAGCCUUAGAAGAUUUUGCAAACUCAUCCAUAUCUCCAAGUGUUAUCACAAGUUAUGAAACAGAGUUAAACAAAACACCCAUUCCAGAUUUGAAUACAACAAUAGCUGAUUUGAGAAGUAAUAAUCUUAAUGAACAAGCAGACAUGAUUCAAAGCUUUCGAGAUGUAGAAUUAAAAAACUUUACAGUCAAAAUGGACGAUUUGAAAACAGCACUGAGUGUUUUAAAGGGCCACACAAAUUUACAGGGAGCAGUAAAUAACCUGACAACAUCUCUUGGUGCAUCUGAACUCAAAUAUAAUUCUGAGAAAGAGCAGCUUGUGGAAGAUGGACUAAAUAAGACAGUGAAUAACGUAAAAAACUAUACACUUGGUACAAUUGAAAAUGUUAAAAAUGAGGUGAGGUACAAUAUAGGGAAAUGUAAACCUGUAUAUGAAGCUGUUCAAAAGUUAUCAGACUCCAUCUGUCUGGUUCUGUUAGAUCCUUAUAAUACCUUCUGGUUUGGAUUAGGUUGGGGAAUAUUUUUCUGCAUUCCAAGCAUAAUAUUUGCCUUGCUGCUGGCAAACAUGUACCAGAGAGAAGAGAAGUUUGAUAAAGAUCUUCACAAAGCCAAGAAGGAGAGCAGACAGAAGCAAGAACGGCAGGACUUUGACAGCCCAAUGAUGGAGCAGUACCAUGAUGAUAGCAUUCCAUUAACCAGUCCUCCAAAUGGUGGAUAUGGUCGAUCAAACAAUGGGGCGGUCAACCAAGGCUACUACAAUGAUCGCCGUGACGAUUAUCACCGUGGAAAUCAGUACCGUGAUGAUUAUCGCCAUGACGAUUAUCGGGGCAGUCGAGGGGACCCGUACUAUAGGCAGGGUGAGCGAGACUACCCCCCUCCCUCCUAUCAUGACUCCCGUCAUUACCCCGGCCCAGGGCCUCAUGACGCUUACCCAGUGCUGCCCACAAAGCAACGAUACUAAUUAUCUGCACUAGCAGGAGACUGGUGACAAAAACUGAAUGUUAAUUAUCCAAAGACUUAAUUAUCUAGAGAAUUAUCUGAAGAUCGAGAUUUAUCUGAGGAAAUAGAAUUAUCCAGAGAUUUAAUGCAGAGCUGUGAUAUGAUCUCAUAUACCAAAAAGCCCAGAAUCAUGGAUUUCAUGAUCCGAAAAAAUGUUAAAUUUGUUACCAGGAGAAAAAAAAUCACAGGUUGUUGUUUGUUGGAAUAUGAAAACCAGUGUCAAUUUGAUUGUAGUCAAAGAUGACAUUUUGUUAUUUGAUGUUGAACCAUUUGUUUUUCAUGCUAACUUUGUAUUUAGGAAUUGGGAAGUGAAAGCUUUUAAAGUUUGAAUGAAUGGCAUGAAAGAACACUAUUGUUUGUCAAUUUUAAUUUUUAUAUUUCAAAAAUGAACCUUGUGCUAUCACUUUUUUGUUUAUAGGAUAUUUCUAUAUAAGAAUUGAUUUUUUUGAUCACAGAGUUCUUAUUUUGUUUUUAUAUUGGCAAUUUGUAGACAUUUAUGAUUUUUCUGUUUUGCUCACAAAGUUCUUAAACUGUCUUUCCCAUAAAGGUUUUUUUGUUUGUUUUGAAAACAAAGAUCAUUCCACAAGAUGUCAUGGCUCAAAAAUUAUUUCUCUACAUUAUUUAUUACCCCUUCAUUCCAAACUACUAUCUAACGGGUCUAACGUUCUGUUCUGUUCUCUUUUGUAUGUUUUUGUUUUUUAAACCUAUAUGCUAGUGUGUUCAGUUAAAAUCUGUGUACAUAUAUAUGUUCGUUAUGUGAGUAAAAUUGAGAAAAACAUUUUUUUUUUUUUCAAAACAAAAAUGGUGCUAUAGUUUUCCAACAUUUUCUGUUUCCCAAUUCAGAUUUGAUAUAUGACCCUAAAAUGGCUUAUAUUUCAGUGAUUGUUAGCCCUAGUUUAUUUUUGUGUGCUGCUAACUUAUUUUAAGCAUACUUAUAUUUUGAAAACACUUUUAUUAAAAAAACAACAACAUAAUAUACAUGUUAUAUGGUGUAUUGUAUUAUAUUUUUCUUUGAUAGGUAAGUUUUGUCGGAUCCAUAUUUAGAAAAAAAGGAGAAAUGUCUGUUUGUAAUAGCAACAAAUUUAUGUUGCUUAAAUGUUCAUAUAUUCAUGUGUUUUUGGUACAAAAGAUUUUGGAGUAUUGUGAUUUGUAUUUAAAAUCAUUUUCAUUAAAAAAAAUAUACAUGUACUUGCAUAUCAGAUGUACUAUGCAAAUAUUAGAAGGUUGCUAUAGGGACAGUACAUUGUAUAUGGGGUGUGUCAAUGAUCAAAAUAGUUGCAUAAAUCUGUGAACUUGAACAAUAUGCAAGCUUAGCUGCUGUGUAAGAACAGCUAGGGUUAAUUAGUGCAUUCACUAGAUCUAGAUAUCUAACAUAGCAGCUAGCCUAGCUGCUAUGGUGUUAAAACCAUCCCAUAAAUAUGAAUUUGUUACAGAGAAUGGUAGGUCAAUAAUAUUUACUUUUGCAAAGAAUUAGAUUUGUUGUUGGUUAAGUUAAAAUAGAAAGUACUGUUAUUUGUGAUUUUUUCUUCAUUUUUUGAUCAUUGUUUAAUCAAUAUUAUUUUUCAAAAGGAUCUUUUGUAUCGAGUAGGUAUAUAUUACAAUUGCCUGAAUUAAAAAAAAAAUAUUUGCUACAAGAAUUUAAAAAUCAGCUAUAAAAUAUCAAUGAUAAUUGUUUUUAAAAAGAAUUUUUAAUAUUUAUAAAUAUAUAUUUAUAUAAAAAAAUGUCUUCUUGCCAAGGCAGCCCUAGCUAGUAAAGAAAUAAUGAUAGAGGCUAAAGUUAAUAUAAUUUUAUGCCCAUUAGAAAACACCUCCAAGUGAUAUGCCUUGAUAUGAUGUGUUUACUCAAUGGAUAACUAAAUUAUAAGAAAGGGAAUUUGAUUAGUUCCAUAUCAAUUUCUCCCAGUAUUUCAACAAAUCAAUGAAAUCUUAAAUAAUACAUAUGUACAUGUAUAAAUGAAUGCUGUGUAGAUGUUGACACCAGAAUUGUCACUUUUGAGGGACAUACAUGUAAUUUAGCAGGUUUAGUGGAAGCCCUGGGUGAAUUUUGUAGUUUUAAAUAAACUGCAGGUCUUAAUUAGUGGAUAGCAAGUGACAUUGGUUUAAUUAAACCAACUGUUAAUUUUCAUUAUUCAUAACCAAGUUAAAAAACAAACUUUUA